Aspergillus thermomutatus is the source of this 726-nucleotide messenger RNA. RefSeq names its product glycoside hydrolase family 75 protein. The transcript has 3 exons. The record is from RefSeq and is a predicted model, not a curated record. Lineage: Eukaryota; Fungi; Ascomycota; Eurotiomycetes; Eurotiales; Aspergillaceae. Gene Ontology annotation, molecular function: chitosanase activity. Bases 1 to 726 code for a protein of 241 amino acids.
AUGCACUAUCUUGCAGCUGCUGCCGUCUUGACUGCAGGCCUGGCCUCGGCUUAUGAUGUCCCAGCCAACCUACAGCAAAUCUACAAUAAGCACAAGGCGGGAACAUGCAAGAACAAGCUGCAAGGCGGUUUUGCCGACGGCAUCAGCGGCUCCGGCACCUUCGCCUACUGCGGCGACAUCAACGGGGCCAUCUUCCUUCACAGCUCCGGGAACGGCGGCCAGUACGAUAACAUGGACAUCGACUGCGACGGAGCGAACAACAGCGGGGGCGACUGCGCCAAUGACCCUUCCGGCCAGGGCAUGACGGCGUUCAUGGAUACUGUGAAGAAAUACGGCAUCUCGGAUCUGGACGCCAACAUCCACCCGUAUGUGGUGUUUGGUAACUCGGGCAGCUCGCCUACCUUUGAUCCCCAGCAAUAUGGAAUGGAGCCCUUGAGCGUGAUGGCUGUGGUGUGCAAUAACCAACUGUUCUAUGGUGUCUGGGGCGAUACCAACGGUGGUGUCGCUACCGGUGAGGCUUCUAUUUCCCUGGCUAAGCUGUGUUUUCCUAAUAAUGGUAUCACUGGUGACAACGGCCACGGGGAGGAGGAUGUGCUCUACGUUGGGUUUAUGGGCCAGGACGCUGUCCCUGGGGCUAAUGCUGCCUGGACUGCUAGCGACACUUGGACCUUUGAGGAGAGUAUCAAGGAGUUGGGGGAUCGCCUUGUUGCUAAGCUUAGUGGUUAA